AAGUGCAGUAUCAAAACAAACGAGUCACCGCCGGCGUCUAAAUCAACACAAACACCCUCAAGGAGUCUCAGGUAGCGGCACAAAACCCCACAUGUAUGCACGCAUUUUACCCUUUAAAGACACUCCUGCGACUGCAUUUAUUGUGAAAGUUGUGACUGCAAAUCUUCCAAAUACAAUCAUGUCACGAAAACUCCGCGCCAGCAGGACCGAAGGAGUCGAUAAAAACGUUUGGGUUGAAUUUACAGAGCUUGCAGCCAACUACAAAGUGGUCAACCUCGGGCAAGGCUUCCCGGACUUUGCUCCUCCUGAAUUUAUUCAAGAUGCCUUCCGCAAAGCUCUGAGUGGAGGUCCCACCAUGCAUCAGUACACACGUGCCUUUGGUCACCCUCCUCUUGUGAAGAGCUUGGCCAAAUUCUUCAGCGGGAUUUUCGCACAUGAGAUCGACCCUAUGGAGGACAUCCUGGUCACCGUUGGCGCCUACCAGGCGCUCUUCUGUGCUUUCCAGGCCCUAAUUGACGAAGGAGAUGAGGUGAUCAUCGUGGAGCCUUUCUUUGACUGCUACCAGCCCAUGGUGAAGAUGGCGGGUGGGAAGGCUGUCUAUGUUCCUCUGAGGCCAAGAGUGGAAAGUGGCGACGGCGUCGUGACAAGCGGCGACUGGGUCCUGUCCCCUGACGAGCUGGCUGCUAAAUUCACCCCGCGCACAAAAGCCAUCGUCAUCAACACGCCCAACAACCCGCUCGGGAAGGUGUACAAGAGGGCGGAGCUCCAGAUGAUCGCUGACUUGUGCGUCAAACACGAUGUGCUGUGCAUCAGUGACGAGGUGUACGAGUGGCUCACUUACGACGCUGCCAAGCACGUGAAAAUAGCCAGCCUGCCCGGAAUGUGGGAGCGCACCAUCACGAUUGGAAGCGCAGGGAAGACGUUCAGCGCGACGGGGUGGAAGGUGGGCUGGGCUAUCGGCGCCGGACCUGUCAUCAAUCAUAUGAUGACCAUCCAUCAGAACUCUGUGUACCACUGUGCCACGGCCGCUCAGGAGGCGGUCGCUCGCGGCUUUGAGCGAGAGUAUGAGCUUUUUGGCUCGGCGGAUAGCUACUUCCAGCAGCUGCCCGCCGUGUUGCACCACAAGAGGGAGAAGCUGGCCAAGUGUUUGGAGAGCGUGGGUUUGAAGCCCAUAAUGCCAGAGGGCGGCUACUUCAUGAUGGCGGAUAUCUCCUCUGUCAAGGUGGACCUCAACGACCAGAGCACCAUAGACGAAUGCUACGACUUUAGAUUCGUCAAAUGGUUAAUUAAAGAGAAGGGUUUAGCGACCAUACCCGUGUCGGCCUUCUACAGUCCAGAGCACAGCAAAGAGUUUAACAAAUACAUCCGCUUCUGCUUCGUCAAGGAGGACGCCACCCUGGAGGCAGCACAGGAUAUCCUGAGAAAGUGGAGUCGCGGAGAAUACAUGUCUGACUCGAUACCUGCGAAGAAACCAAAAAUUAUGUUCACUCAGCCCGAGGAGAAGGUGGACUGGAGGAAAAGGAAAGCGCUAUUAAACGAAGCUAAGAGGCAAAGGAAAGCCGCCAAGCUCAUCAAACAGUUGGAAAGGGAGAAACAGGCUGUAGAGAAAGAGAAAAUUGAACAGGAGCAGAUUCUUAAAGGUCGUCCUUACACCGUGACUGUGGCUCUACCCGGUUCUGUCCUGGACAACGCUCAGUCGGCCGAGCUCCGGACCUAUCUGGCGGGACAGAUCGCACGUGCUUGUGUUGUUUUCUGUGUGGACGAGAUCGUCGUGUUUGACGAGCACGGGAAAGAUGCCAAGACUGUGGAAGGAGAGUUUACCGGUGUUGGCCGGAAAGGACACGGUUGUAUUCAGCUUGCCAGGAUACUGCAAUACCUUGAAUGUCCACAGUAUCUGCGCAAGAUGUUCUUCCCAAAACAUCAAGACUUGCAGUAUGCAGGAUUGCUGAACCCUUUGGACAGUCCUCACCACAUGAGGAUCGAUGAGGAAUCGGAAUACCGAGAAGGCAUCGUCCUCAACAGGCCGCCUAAAGCAGGAAAAGGCUCUUUUGUCAACUGUGGGAUGAGGAAGGAGGUUGGGAUCGAUAAACAUCUGCAGCCGGGGCUGCGAGUCACUGUGCAGCUCAACAGCACACAGAAGCCAGAGAGCAAAAACUUCAAAGGGGUGGUGGUGGCUCCUCACGUGCCCAGGACCCAUGGUGGUCUCUACUGGGGUUACACGGUCCGCCUGGCGUCCUGCCUCAGUGCAGUGUUCACAGAAUGUCCACACAAGAACGGCUACGAUCUCAGCAUCGGAACGUCUGAAAAAGGCAGCCACGUAGAUGAGACCAAGCUGCCGCCGUUCAAGCAUCUUCUGUUGGUUUUCGGAGGCCUAGAAGGCUUGGAGGCCAGUUUGGACGCUGACCAAAACCUGAACGUGACGUGUCCCAGCGACCUCUUUGACCACUACAUCAACACGUGUCCCAGUCAGGGAAGCCGCACCAUUCGCACAGAAGAAGCCAUUUUAAUUUCCAUGGCAGCGUUGAGACCGAAGAUAGCUGCAGCCUUUUCCAAUAGUUAAAAGAAUGAAUGGAGUAAGGUGGAUAUGUAGGACUGCAGCGGGUACAGGAGGGUGGAUGAUGUAAUCAAAUUUGCAUAAUUGACAACUUUUAUGGGCGCUGUGAGAGUCAAAGUGGGCAAAAAAACAUGUAAAGAAUAGUUUGCUACAUUUAAAAAAAAAAAAAGAGGAAUCUGGAUAUUUGCUUAAUUUUGCAAAUCUGCCAAGUUUGCAACGCUCUUCUGCUAUGUCUUAUUCUCUCGCAGAAUAGCUGCUGAAGUGUUUGUAGGAUGGCCAUACACUGUACAGAGUUGGAAUGACAUGCUACAUUCCUAGUGUUUUUUAGCGAGGGCGAUCAGGUAGCGCCAAAUCUCAAAAAGGAUUAAUAAAAGCUCUUUGGUGUAUUUGCAUUUUUUUCCCCACAACAAUGGUAAGUUUUUUUCCCACAUAAUUUUAUUGUUGCAAAUCUUCACAAGGACAUUCAUACAUUUGAUCUUAACCUUGUAUAUAACACAUCAGUGCAAAAAAUUCACUUAAUAGAAUUUGUAUAAAUCUGAAAUAAAUACACGGAUGAAACAAACCAAAUAUAACAUGGUCGUCGUUAUUACAAACAAGUUGCAGCUGCUUUUCAUGGCUUCAUCCCCGGAAAGCAAGCUCAUUUCUUCCUAAUCUACCUUAAAACCCCCCAAAAGGCUUCCCUGUGGAGCGCACUUGUAUCUUUUUAAGCUUUUUUUUGCCAGAGGUGUCUUACUGUACCGGCCGAUAAAUAAUAAUGCCUGCUCAACGCGGGAAACAUAAGGGCAUCACUUUUGACGCGAACAAAAACAUUCGGUCCUCUUCUAGUUUGGUUCCUUGUAGUGAUCCCUGAAAGUCAAUGUCGUCACUCGGCUAGUUGCCGGUAUUUACCCGUGCGCGGGCAAAGGGAAAGAGGUCUGUACU
Messenger RNA from Entelurus aequoreus (snake pipefish), 3475 nucleotides. Its product is annotated as kynurenine--oxoglutarate transaminase 1-like. The transcript has 25 exons. Gene Ontology annotation, biological process: biosynthetic process. Bases 92 to 2560 code for a protein of 822 amino acids. The record is from RefSeq and is a predicted model, not a curated record. Gene Ontology annotation, cellular component: cytoplasm; mitochondrion. NCBI's taxonomy places the organism in Eukaryota, Metazoa, Chordata, Actinopteri, Syngnathiformes, Syngnathidae. Gene Ontology annotation, molecular function: pyridoxal phosphate binding; L-kynurenine:2-oxoglutarate transaminase activity.